Messenger RNA from Ricinus communis (castor bean), 812 nucleotides. Its product is annotated as lipid transfer protein EARLI 1. The record is from RefSeq and is a predicted model, not a curated record. Lineage: Eukaryota; Viridiplantae; Streptophyta; Magnoliopsida; Malpighiales; Euphorbiaceae. The coding region runs from base 121 to 540 and encodes 139 amino acids. The transcript has a single exon.
UCCUUGCAUAUCUUCCUCACCCAUCACAAUACUCUUCUCUUAGCUACGCAGUGCAGUAGUAUUACUAUACCUUAUAGUUCAAAGAAGCUACUAGCUAGCUAAGGUCUUAACUUUUAAGAAAUGGAAUCCAAAAGAACAUCAUCACUUGCUCUCUUUCUUGUUCUAAAUCUUCUAUUCUUUACCCUAGUAAGUGCUUGCGGUGGUGGCUGCCCUUCUCCUAAGCCUAAGCCAACCCCAAGCCCAAGACCAAAGCCAACACCAACUCCAUCACCUUCCACAGGAAAAUGCCCAAGAGAUGCACUUAAACUAGGUGUUUGUGCUGAUGUUCUUGGUUCUUUGCUUAAUAUCACCAUUGGUAAACCUCCAGUUGAACCUUGCUGCUCUCUGAUCCAAGGCCUUGUUGAUCUUGAAGCUGCUGUUUGCCUUUGCACUGCCAUUAAAGCUAACAUCUUGGGUAUCAACCUUAAUAUUCCACUUUCUUUGAGCUUGCUUCUCAAUGUUUGUAGCAAGAAGACACCCUCCGAUUUCCAAUGUGCCUAAGCACGAUAGAUUUCUUUUCUAUCAUAGUCUCUGGUGGGUUCUGUAUGUUGUUUUAUAAGUAUGAUCAUAAGUCUUUGGGACGUUCAGUCUGUGAUUUAAGGUUGUAACAGUUUGUUUCUUUUCUAUUUUGUUUAAAUGUUCUGUUUGUUUAGUGGGGGGUUUACUAUAAAUAAGUCUAGUUUCCCUUAGUUAUGUUUAAGAGGUUUAAUGGGAAAUUUUAUUUUUACUCGUAUAAUCAAUAAAAUAUUGUCCCAAAUCUUAUUUUUGUUGAA